AUGCCAGAGGAGGAAGAUGAAAGAGCUCAACAUCACAGUGAGAAUGAUAAGGGGUUGUUGAAGAAGAAGAAAUGGUCGAAAACCAUGGCCCGUCGCGUAACCCCUGUUGGCAAUAUGAAAAGUAGGCCCGAUGGAUAG
Messenger RNA from Peronospora matthiolae, 138 nucleotides. The record is from the annotation of a GenBank genome assembly. NCBI's taxonomy places the organism in Eukaryota, Oomycota, Peronosporomycetes, Peronosporales, Peronosporaceae.